Molecule: messenger RNA, 558 nt
Organism: Ramularia collo-cygni
Lineage: Eukaryota; Fungi; Ascomycota; Dothideomycetes; Mycosphaerellales; Mycosphaerellaceae
Product: related to IES6 INO80 chromatin remodeling complex subunit 6
Exons: 1
Coding region: 1-558 (185 amino acids)
Biological process (GO): chromatin remodeling
Cellular component (GO): Ino80 complex
Source: RefSeq, a predicted model, not a curated record
AUGGCUCCCAUCACGACGGCCUCCAACGAGGAGACGCACGCCGCUCUGCUCGAUUCCCUCGACAUGCACAAGAUCCACAAACCCUUUCGCAAUCCAAACUGGAAGCCACCGCAGCGUCGCAACAAGAACCUCAAGCAGAUCUUGUCCGAAGCACAUCGCGCACAGCAGAGCAUCAUCAACACGCAACAAAACUCCGGGGCCAACACACCAGCACCGAACGCUGACGACAGCAAAACACCGUCUCUCAAUCCCAAUGCAGAGGCCUCGAACCUCGAUCUUGGCCGACUGGUGCUAGAGAAGAACGCGAAGCACAACAAUGGAGUCGCGCCGCAGACUGGGAGCAUUCCAAGCGUGACCUAUACGAGCAUUGCCGCAGCACYAAGCUUCAAGCCCAAGAAGAAGUACUGUGAUAUUACAGGUCUGCCGGCCAAGUACAAAGAUCCCAAGUCAGGCCUGUACUAUUACAACGCGGAGAUAUAUGCUGUGGUGAAGGGACUGAGCACGACGCAAGUGCAAGAAUAUCUCGCGGCGAGAGGAGCAAACACGGUGCUCAAAUGA